AUGGUGAAGGGUCGAGGUCCAAAAGAAGCCCCGCGGUCGCGCAAAACGGCAUCCACGCUUGGAUACGCCAAGCGCCAGAGUCUCAAGUCCAAGACCCUGCGUUCGCAAGGCGUCUCCGAUGUGUACGAGUACCAGCAGGAGAAGGUGCGCCGCGCCAACGUGAAACCGCUGCUCGCACGGGACGAGGAGGCAGAGAUGGGCGGCGGGGCUGCGAGCGAGAGCGACGACGGCGCCGCGCGGAAGAGCGCGCGCCCGCGACUCGUCGGGGAGGACGACGGCGACGAGGGGAUCGGCGAGGACGAGGACGAGGACAUUGAUAGCGACGAGGCGUUUGAGGAGAGCGACGAGGACCGGUUCGCGGGCUUCAGCUUCGCGCAGAAGGGCAAAUCGCAGUUGAAAGCGCGGUCUAAAGCGAAGAAAAAGGAUGAAGGCAAGAGCCGCGCGGUGCGCUUUGCGGAUGUUAACUUGAACGAGGACGACGAGUCGGACGAGGAUGAGCGAAUGCAAGAUGGGCCGGGGGAUGAAGAAGAAGAAGACGAAGAAGAAGAAGAAGGUGAUCCCGAUGAGUUCAUAGACGUCUUGGACGUCUUGGAUGGACGGGGUGAACCCGACCUUGGAGAGGAGGAACAGACAAAGAGUGCAAGGCAUAGAGGAGAGCAUGCGCAGGAGGAUGAGGAGGAAAAGGACCGGAUGGACGGAGAUGAGGACGGGGAUGGUGACGAUGAAGACGACGAGGAAGAAGAAGACGAUGAACACCUGGAGGCAGACGGUGCGAUAUCGGCAUCGGGCUCUGAGGACGAAGGAGGUGCCUUACAGGACCUUGAAACCUUCGUUACCGGCUUGGACGCUGGCCAAAAGCGCAAAACCCUCCACGACGACGAGGUCCUAGAAGAUAGCGGCAAGACCGCACGCCCAAGGAAACGCAGAUUGUUGCCGGAACGCACGGAGGCCGGCGCAGAGAACGAGUUCAUUUCGGGGACAGGAGGCGGGAAGCUGGGCUUCGAUGACCUGCUUGCUCCUCUUGAGGGACAAUCCUCGAACCUCGCAUCGCUCAAGAAACCGGCCAAGAUCCUGACAUCGACAUCCGGCAAAAUCAAGACCUUGUCCGCACCUCUGCCCACACGAGUCGCAGAACGACUGGACCGCGAGGCUGCCUAUGAGCUGACGAAAGAGGAGGUCGACAAGUGGAAAACGACCAUGCAGCGGAUCACAGACGCCGAACAUCUCAGCUUCCCUCUACAAGCAGAACCGAAGAGUCGGACGUCCAACCUCGAGCUUGCCGCCAAGUUCAAGCCCUCGAACGAACUCGAAAGCGCCGUAGACAAGCUCCUCAAGUCCGCGAAGCUGCGCGAGGACGAAAUCGCGCAGACCGAGGCGCUCAAGAUGAACCACCUCUCCGUCGAGGAGGUCUCCGCGCGCCGCGCCGAGCUCACCAAGAUGCGCGACCUCAUGUUCCGGGCCGAGGCCAAGGCGAAGCGGCUUGCGAAGAUCAAGAGCAAGACAUACCGCCGGAUCCGCAAGAAGGAGAAGGCGCGCCUCGCGGACAAGCUGCACGAGCUCGGGGGCGAGGACGAUGAGGACGACGAGGAGAGGAGGGUGCAGCGAGAGGUGGAAAGGGCGAGGGAGCGCGCGACGCUGAGGCACAAGAACACGGGCAAGGGAGAGGACGGGAGCGAUGAGAGAGCGAGGACGAUGAGGACGACGACGAUGAAGGAGAUGGGAAGGGUUCUUUCUCGCAUCAAGGCCAAAGCUUUCGAUGAACUUGCGGCACUCGAUACUGACGACGCUGAAGCACCCUCAGCAAGACGGGCAAGAGAUCUUCGAUAUGAAAAUCCCCGGAACAAGGCCAGGCCGAUCCAGUCACCGUUGAACGGUGGCGGACGUGUGGUCUAUCGUCCGGGCGUGCUCACUGGCGGUGUACGGCCUGUCGGCUCUCUCGCCUCCGACACCUCCAGCGUCACCCUCAAAUCCACCGACCUGCUUCUCGAAACACGGGCGAGCCGUUCUCCCCCCGACUCCCCCGACUCGCCGCGCCCCCGUCCUGUUCCUACUUCAGGCGAGCCACAGGAGAACCCCUGGCUCGUCGGCGCGAGCAGUGCCGCCACAGCCGGGCAGACGCGGCACGAGGUUGCAGUGAGCAAGGGCAGCGCCGUGGCAGACAAGUCCAAGAGCAAGCUCCGCAAGCGCGUGCAAAAGCGGGCGGAGGAGCGGGAGAAGGCUCAGGCGGACGCCGAGGUCGACAUCGAGACAAGCGCGACCAUGUCGCUCGCCGGACCUGCAUCGUCCUCGGCCAGCGUCCAAAGGGGCCGGGGAAAGGGUACAGCCCCCGCUGCUAGAGCUCCUGCGGGCGACGAGAGCGACUCUGACGCGAACAGCGAGGUCGAGGCCCAAGAGCGCUCCGCUGCCCUCAAAGCCAAGGGUAAGGGCAAAGUGAAGGCCAAGGGCGAUGCGAAAGGCGUCAAGGCUUUCGAGCAACGCGACCUCGUCGCGCUCGCCUUCGCCGGCGACAAUGUCGUGCAGGACUUCGCCGACGCCAAACGGCGCGAGGUCGCCGCGGACGCCCCCAAGGAGGUCGACACGACGCUCCCCGGUUGGGUCAGUCUAUCUGUUCUGGCGCUGGGGCGGCACUGGCACAAAGAAAGCGGCGCCGCGGCCACACCUGGUGAAGACCCGACCGGGCGUCGCGCCGGCCGCGCGCGCGGACCACGGCAAGGCGCACGUCAUCAUCUCGAGCGGCGUGACAAGAAGGCGGCGCGGUACCUCGUCAAGGACCUCCCGCACCCGUACACGAGCGCGGCGCAGUUCGCACGCAGCAUGGAGGUCCCGCUCGGCGCGGAGUGGAACACGCGCGUCGGCUUCCAGCGCGCAACGCUGCCCCGCGUGGUCACCAAGAUGGGCACGCUCAUCGCCCCGCUCGAAAAGCUUCAAUGA
Messenger RNA from Epithele typhae, 2931 nucleotides. Its product is annotated as Utp14-domain-containing protein. Gene Ontology annotation, cellular component: small-subunit processome; nucleolus. NCBI's taxonomy places the organism in Eukaryota, Fungi, Basidiomycota, Agaricomycetes, Polyporales, Epitheliaceae. The transcript is spliced from 10 exons. The record is from RefSeq and is a predicted model, not a curated record. The coding region runs from base 1 to 2931 and encodes 976 amino acids. Gene Ontology annotation, biological process: rRNA processing.